AUGUCUUCAAAUAAUGCUACGCUCAAUACAGUUAUCGAUCAGGUGGAAUGGAUCGAACGUAUAAUUGGUGAUUUUAUCGUUUCUGUAAAAGAUCAUGUAAGUAAACUUGCUGUGCAAGGUGAAAAAACUUUUGGAUCAUUCGAAGAUCGUUUUUCAAAAGGAAGUGAAAAUUUGAAUGCAGCAGCAGCUACAGCUUAUCAAAAAUGUGAAAGUCUACCCUCACUGAUAACGAUAAUCGUCUUUUUGAUUGCUGCAGGAAUUGUUGUAAUUAUAUCAUUGCUUUUUUUGCUUACUAAAUGUAUUCAUAGAGUUGUUUAUCAUCAUUAUAUCAGAGUACGAGGAUCAAAGGUACAUGCACAAAAACUAAUUUGUGAAUAA
This is a messenger RNA of Brugia malayi, 378 nucleotides long. RefSeq lists its product as uncharacterized. The record is from RefSeq and is a predicted model, not a curated record. The transcript is spliced from 3 exons. NCBI's taxonomy places the organism in Eukaryota, Metazoa, Nematoda, Chromadorea, Rhabditida, Onchocercidae. The coding region runs from base 1 to 378 and encodes 125 amino acids.